Messenger RNA from Cephus cinctus (wheat stem sawfly), 2087 nucleotides. Its product is annotated as 5-hydroxytryptamine receptor 1D. Gene Ontology annotation, molecular function: peptide binding; G protein-coupled receptor activity. The transcript is spliced from 3 exons. Gene Ontology annotation, biological process: G protein-coupled receptor signaling pathway. Lineage: Eukaryota; Metazoa; Arthropoda; Insecta; Hymenoptera; Cephidae. The record is from RefSeq and is a predicted model, not a curated record. The coding region runs from base 32 to 982 and encodes 316 amino acids. Gene Ontology annotation, cellular component: membrane.
UGUACUACUUUGGACGUUGACAUUGAUUUCUAUGGACAGACACAGAUGUCUGGCGAUCGCUCCAUAUAGAAGCGCCUUAACAGGACCCCGAGUUCUUGCGGCUAGUCUCAUAACGUGGGCGAUAGCAGCCUCCUUGUUUCUUCCUGCUGCCUUUUGGUUUCGACCCAGGGAAGUGGCUGACGGUACCAUUUGUACUUUGGUAUUUCCAAAAAAUGACGUGGUCAACAUAUCACUUUGCUUCACUAUUCCGAUCAUCAUAGUCGCUUGCCUUUUGCCAAUGGGACUACUGGUUUAUCAUUACCAGAGAAUUUUUCAGAGGAUCCUGGAUACCAGGAGUAGGUGGGCCGUACCCUGCGUUGCUCAGGGUUUGGAAGCAGGAGCUGGCGGUAGACGAGAUUCUGAGUUAUCCGUGGUCGGUACCCUAGUACCAUGGGCUGGACGUAAGUUGUCCACCGUAUCCAUAACAGGUCGUCAAGGUAGAGCAGGAAGUCUCUCUCAUCACGAGGAAAUCAGACUUCACAAGCAUCUACGGGUGGUCCGGAUUCUUCUGCUUAACGUUGUAGCAGUUCUAGUUAUGUGGUUGCCAAUCACCAUCGUCAUGUUCCUCAUCUACGUAGACGGCAGACGAUCUAACGAGGAUACGAAUUUCUUUCUUAAAAGUCAUCACUUUGUCUGGGCCCUAGUCGUCGCCCAGCUUAACACUGUCGUCAAUCCACUACUUUACGGUGUCUUCUCUGAGAAUUUUAGAGCAUGCUUUGUCAAGCUCUGGAGACGGGGUUUGAGCAAAGAUCAUGGAAGUGGUGAACGUGUUAGUGGUGGUACGGGCUCCAGGAAGGGUGUCAAAUCCUUGGAGGUUUUUCAAGACAGAUUAGGUGGGCCCAGAACUCCUAGCAGUCUGAGAACUGGUCCAAGACCACCGAAGAAAAGUUCCAGUUGCAGUAUUGCCAGUAUUAUCGAAGUUCCCAGCUUGGAGAAGCUCUAGAAAUUUUGAAGGAUUUUCAAAAUGUCAAAACUUGUGACAGACAAUUUUUUUAGUACGUAAAACAUUCGCUCGUACCUUUAUUACAGAUCCUUGUAGAUUUUGAACUUUAUAAUAUUACAGUAUAAUAGUGAAUCAGUACUUAGAAACGAUUAACUUAAUUUUACUAUUAAAAAAUUACAUGUGAGUGAAGUAUCUCUAUAAAAUUCUCUUUUGUACCCGUUCGUAUCAAUGAUUUAAUAAAUCAUAUCGCUAUGUGCAUCGGGCAAUGAAAUUGUAUUAUCCAAUUGUAGGAUAUUAUUGUAAGAAUGUACAUGGUGAACCAUAUUAUCCUAUGGAUCAUGGAUAAUGAAUAUACAUUUUUUUUUUACUUUGAAUUUUUAAAAUUGGGCCAAAAUUUCAUCAAUGUAUCUAUCGAUCCAAAUCAACGUGCUUACUAAUUAAGAUCUUAAGACAUACCGAACAGAAACGGUGUUUCCGAUAUAUUAUGUACAUUUCUGUAUAUACAUUAAAAGGCACGUAUUAUACAGACAUAUUUACUGUAUACCAAAUGUAAAUUUUUGUUGUCUAAAAUGACAGCUAUUUAUAUAUAUUUAAAUAGGAACUCAUUGUAUAAUUUUAAUAUUUCAAUAUUUAUGGAUAAUUAAUAAUUAAUUUCAAUAUUUAUGGAUAGGUGUACCCGGUGGAGGCUGAAAUAAUUGCUUAAAGUAUUGCCAGAACGGUAGGACGAAAUUAGGCAGCCCUUUAAGAAAGGAUCCGGGAUGUGAAUUUUGUGAAUGUCCAUUCCGUCCACUUGAUUACGCGUCCAGGGUGGCAAAUAGUUUGACUUUACUGCCGCAGCCAUUUCCUGAAUAUACUCUGACUUUGACUCUGACGCAAUACAGCCACCCUCGCAAACUCUAAUCAGACUUCCCCGUCUGACGUGUAUACAAAAACAUGUAAUAAAAGUUAAACCAACAGACGUUGACUUUAAACAAUCGACUUGGAAGCAAGGCUAAAUCAACAGUUUGUAAAACUAUUUUCUUCUUCUUUUUAUAAAAAGGCGAUAACCGCAGGCUGGAUAUAAACAAAAUUUACGCGCCACAAUAAAACUUGAACAUGAAAAGUG